This is a messenger RNA of Peromyscus eremicus (cactus mouse), 904 nucleotides long. RefSeq names its product guanidinoacetate N-methyltransferase (gene Gamt). The transcript is spliced from 6 exons. Gene Ontology annotation, biological process: creatine biosynthetic process. Gene Ontology annotation, molecular function: guanidinoacetate N-methyltransferase activity. The coding region runs from base 47 to 757 and encodes 236 amino acids. Lineage: Eukaryota; Metazoa; Chordata; Mammalia; Rodentia; Cricetidae. The record is from RefSeq and is a predicted model, not a curated record. Gene Ontology annotation, cellular component: nucleus; cytoplasm.
CUCGGCUGCCGCGUCCUCUCGGCCUGCUGCUGUGCAGAACCUCACCAUGAGCUCCUCCGCCGCCAGCCCGCUCUUCGCGCCCGGCGAGGAUUGCGGCCCCGCGUGGCGCGCGGCUCCCGCGGCCUAUGACGCGUCCGACACGCACCUGCAGAUCUUGGGCAAGCCGGUGAUGGAGCGUUGGGAGACCCCCUACAUGCAUGCGCUGGCGGCGGCCGCCGCCUCCAGAGGGGGUCGUGUCCUGGAAGUGGGCUUUGGUAUGGCUAUUGCGGCCUCCAGGCUGCAGCAGGCCCCCAUAGAAGAACACUGGAUUAUUGAGUGCAAUGAUGGGGUCUUCCAGCGCCUACAGGACUGGGCCCUGCGACAGCCACACAAGGUUGUUCCCUUGAAAGGCCUGUGGGAGGAGGUGGCGCCUUCACUACCUGAUGGCCAUUUCGAUGGGAUCUUGUAUGACACAUACCCACUGUCUGAGGAGACCUGGCACACUCACCAGUUCAGCUUCAUCAAGAACCACGCUUUCCGCUUGCUGAAGCCAGGGGGCGUCCUCACCUACUGCAACCUCACGUCCUGGGGGGAGCUCAUGAAGUCCAAGUACACGGACAUCACCACCAUGUUUGAGGAGACACAGGUACCUGCCCUGCAGGAGGCAGGCUUCCGGAGAGAGAACAUCCGCACAGAGGUGAUGGCACUGGUGCCGCCGGCAGACUGCCGUUACUACGCCUUCCCCCAGAUGAUCACACCCCUGGUCACCAAGCACUGAGCAACUGGCCAGGACUGGAAUGAGCCUAUGUCCUCUUGGGUGCCUUGGUGGCUGGAGUGUGGGCUGCAGCCUCAGCUCCCCCUGCAGUCCCUGCAGUCCCUGCGACACUCUGCCUGGCCCCGCUGCCUUCCCAGAGCUCAGGGAGAC